GGAGGGGGAAGGGCGCGGAGGGACGGCCGGUCCCGUCAGUCAGGCAGCGGGAGCCGCCGGGAGCGGAUGGCGGCGGCGGUAGCGGCCCCUCUCGCUGCCGGGGGCGAGGAGGCGGCGGCCACGACCUCCGUCCCGGGCUCUCCGGGACUACCCGGGAGCCGCAGCGCAGAGCGGGCGCUAGAGGAGGCCGUAGCCACCGGGACCCUGAACCUGUCCAACCGGCGCCUGAAGCAGUUUCCCCGGGGCGCGGCCCGCAGCUACGACCUGUCAGACAUCACCCAGGCCGACCUGUCCCGGAACCGGUUCCCUGAGGUGCCUGAGGCAGCGUGCCAGCUGGUAUCCCUGGAGGGCCUGAGCCUCUACCACAACUGCCUGAGAUGCCUGAACCCAGCCUUGGGGAAUCUCACAGCCCUCACCUACCUCAAUCUCAGCCGAAACCAGCUGUCAUCAUUGCCACCCUACAUCUGCCAGCUACCCCUGCGGGUGCUCAUUGUCAGCAACAACAAGCUGGGAGCACUGCCUCCUGACAUCAGGGCCUUGGGAAGCCUGCGACAGCUUGAUGUAAGCAGCAAUGAGCUGCAGUCCCUCCCUGUGGAGCUGUGCAGCCUCACUUGCCUGCGGGAUCUCAAUGUCCGGAGGAACCAGCUCAGCACCCUGCCCGAUGAGCUGGGGGACCUUCCUCUUGUCCGCCUGGAUUUCUCCUGUAACCGUGUCUCCCGCAUCCCGGUCUCCUUCUGCCGCCUCAGGCACCUGCAGGUCAUCCUGCUAGACAGCAACCCCCUGCAAAGCCCCCCAGCCCAGAUCUGCCUGAAGGGGAAACUUCACAUCUUCAAGUUCUUGUCGACAGAAGUUGGGCGGCGCGGGGGGUCUGUGCUGGGGGACCUGGCCCCUUCCCGCCCCCCAAGUUUUAGUCCCUGUCCAGCUGAGGAUUUAUUUCCGGGACGUCGGUACGAUGGCGGGCUGGACUCAGGCUUCCACAGCGUUGACAGUGGCAGCAAGAGGUGGUCUGGAAAUGAGUCAACAGAUGAAUUUUCAGAGUUGUCAUUCCGGAUCUCGGAGCUGGCCCGGGAGCCUCGGGGGCCCAGGGAACGGCGGGAGGAUGGCUCUGCUGACGGAGACCCUGAGCAGAUUGACUUCAUUGACAGCCACGGCCCCGGGGAGGACGAGGAGCGAGGCGCUGCCGAGGAGCAGCGGCCACCGGAAUUAGGCCCUGUGGCAGGGGACGGGGAGCGGGCACCGAGCAGCAGGCGGGAGGAGCCGGCAGGGGAGGAGCGGCGGCGGCCGGACACCCUGCAGUUGUGGCAGGAACGGGAGCGGCGGCAGCAGCAGCAGCAGAGUGGAGUGUGGGGGGUCCCCAGGAAGGACAGUUUUCUGAAGCUAGGGAUCAGGACCCCUGGGGGAGGCGCUGCUGCCCCGUCCACUCAGGCCACCUCCAACGGUGCACCUAAGCCCACUGCCAACCAACCGGGACCUCCAGGGGGGCAGGGAGCCCCUGCCUCUGUCCUCUCCUCCCAAGAGCCCCUUCCUCUAACAGGACCAGCAACAGCACCUGCGCCCCGGCCACUUGGCUCCAUCCAGAGACCAAACAGCUUCCUCUUCCGUUCGUCCUCUCAGAGCAGCUCAGGCCCUUCCUCACCUGACUCUGUCCUGAGACCUCGGCGGUCCCCCCAGGUUCUCGAUGAGAAAGAAUUAAUGGCCCAACUGCGCCAGGUCCUUGAGUCCCGGCUGCAGCGGCCCCUGCCCGAGGACCUGGCAGAAGCUCUGGCCAGUGGGGUGAUCCUGUGCCAGCUGGCCAACCAGCUCCGGCCCCGCUCCGUGCCCUUCAUCCACGUGCCCUCACCUGCUGUGCCAAAACUCAGUGCCCUCAAGUCUCGGAAGAAUGUGGAGAGUUUCUUAGAAGCCUGUCGAAAAAUGGGGGUGCCUGAGGCUGACCUGUGCUCGCCCUCGGAUCUCCUCCAGGGCACCGCCCAGGGGCUGCGAACCACACUGGAGGCCGUGAUGCGGGCGGAGGGCAGCACCCCCCCACCCCUCUGGCCCCCCUCUGGUCUGGGCGGCUUCGUCCUCUUCUACGUGGCCCUCAUGCUGCUGCUCUGUGUCGUCUACACUCGGCUCCUGGGUUCCUAGGACCCGAAGUCAUUCCUGCCCCCCUCCCUGGCCCUGUUUCUAUUUAUAAGACUCCUGCUCAAUGCCCCCCGCCACCAGUGGUGCCUUCAGCCCCCGCCAAAGACUAGUGCGCCCCUCCCUCACAGACUUGACCUCAGAGGCCCCACUCUGGUACCCCCGGACCCUGGGCCCCCCGCCUCUGGCCGCCCUCCUGUAGCCCCUCACCGUGGCCCUCACACUCACUGCUGAUGGUGCCUUGGAGCGUUCUCCCUGCCCCUGUCCCCCUCUGUUCCCCCAGAGUGGGCAGGAGCUUGAAUCCUUCCCUUCCUUGUUGUCCCCUCCCACCCACCUUCCCCCUGGCUUACUCGGGGGACUAAAUUAUCUAUAUUUUGUAGAGAGAACUCUAUAUUUGUAGGAGAUGCAGGGCCCAGGCUGGGCCCCUGCCUCUGUGUAUAAACUGUACAGACUGUG
Messenger RNA from Choloepus didactylus (southern two-toed sloth), 2574 nucleotides. It is a transcript of the gene LRCH4, whose product is annotated as leucine rich repeats and calponin homology domain containing 4. Lineage: Eukaryota; Metazoa; Chordata; Mammalia; Pilosa; Megalonychidae. The record is from RefSeq and is a predicted model, not a curated record. The transcript has 18 exons. Gene Ontology annotation, molecular function: protein binding. The coding region runs from base 67 to 2124 and encodes 685 amino acids.